CGGGCUGCGAGGGACGCGAGCGCCAGGUGAGAGUCUCUGCGCGCGGUGUGCACCGCGAGGCAGGCCGACGAGACCCUCCUCCCCGCUGACCCAUAGGUGACACCAUGGGCGCUCGGGCAAAGUCCGUUUCCGAUCCGCAUCGUCUUAUCAGAGCGCGGCCACCAUAGAGCCGUCAGUGCAUCAGCGAGCCGUGGGUGGUGGGCAGCCUCACUAAGCGACAGGGCCACCUGCGGGCGCAACGCUCACCCCACGCGGUGGUCUGGGCCACCGUCUGGGCCACCUUCCAUAUCGACACGCGCUCAAGAUGGCGCAGUACGCGAUGCUGGCCACCCUGGUGCUGCUGCCGCUCGCCCGGCUCUGCCCGUGCCCGCCGGCGCCCGCCGCCUCCGAGGUGUGCGGCUCGGACCACGUGACGUAUCCCAGCCAGUGCGACAUGGAGUGCGCCGCCGUGUCAGAGUUCUCACUCCGUGGGAUGGCAGUCUGGAGGCAGCCGUCGGGCCUCUCCCUGAAGCACCCCGGGCCGUGCUCCCCCGAGGAGGUCGCCCUGGGCCGCCCGGUCGACGUCAACGCCACCCGGCCGACCGGAAGGUACGCGCAGCACCGGUCGCGGCGAUCGGCCACCGAGGAGGUGCGCAAGUGGGACGAGUGCACGAACAGCCAGUGCGGCAACGCGACCUGCAGCGUGUGCACGGACGACCAGCGCCGCUGCGUGGACAUGUGCCACGUCAACUGCCUGUGCGUCUGCAGCGGCCAGCCCCGAGGCGGCAUGGACGCCGAACUGUGGUGGGAGUGCUUCGGCGGGAAGGGGCGAUGCUGGCACAAGUACCGGGCGUGCAAGGCGAGCUGCGGAGGGCAGGAGUGCGAGGACUCGUGCGAGCUGGACCAGAGGGAGUGCGCCUGCCAGUGCGCGCAGCAGGCCGACAACAGCACCACCGAAGCCGUGACCAACAUCAGCGGCGCCACCGAGGUCGUGACCAACACCAGCGCCACCACCGAGACCGUGACCAACACCAGCGGUGCCACCGAGGCCUCCACCGAGAACGUGACCAACACUAGCGGCGCCACCGAGGCCGUGACCAACACCAGCGCCACCACCGAGGCUGUGGCCAACACCAGCGCCACCCCCGAGGCCGUGACCAGUAUCAUCAGCACCAGCACCGAGGCCCUACACUCCUCCAGAGGUCGGUCAGCCACAGCGGACUGGAACUGGCGAAAGUACACGGCUUGUGUCGAGGAGAGUCGCGAGUGCGGCCGCGGCCCCUACGGCUGGCUCCGCGAGUUGCGCCGGGAGAACUCGACGUGCGCCUGCAUGGGGCUGCCCGGCGGCGACCUGGGCUCGUACCGCCGGGUCGGGGAGUGCCUCGAGCGGGAGGACUGCCGCGGCCGGGAGGCCCGGUGCGAGGACGCGUGUCGGACGGACGACUGCAAGGACGCGUGCCGCCUGGGAGAGCUCCGGUGCCGCUGCGUCUGCAACCACCGUGGUCGGGCCAGCCUCGGGAACAACGUCACCGCCGACGCCGAGGAGACCGGCGAACGAAUCAAACCCGCACAAGACGCAAAAUAAAUUACCAUUUUAAAAAAUCUAAUUAAAAACCCAUACGAAUAUAGCAUAUAGAAACUCUGA
Molecule: messenger RNA, 1624 nt
Organism: Frankliniella occidentalis (western flower thrips)
Lineage: Eukaryota; Metazoa; Arthropoda; Insecta; Thysanoptera; Thripidae
Exons: 3
Coding region: 305-1564 (419 amino acids)
Molecular function (GO): protein binding
Source: RefSeq, a predicted model, not a curated record